UGAAAUAUGUUAUUUAUUUAAAUGGCAAUUAAUUAAUUAAUAAUAAAUAAAACGCACACCUCUUGCUGUUCAGAAGGUUAUUUGUGUUUGUUUACCGCGCUGCUUGACAUAGGAAGAAAGUAUAAAUUUUGCAAAAAAAUAUGUGUUUUGAUGAAGUAUUUCUCGCAGUGAUAUAAACGUCUCCUAAGUUGGUUUACCCUCGUUUAUAUAUAUAUAUAUAUAUAUAUGUAUUGUACCUAAAGCGAUUUAAUCCUGUGUGCUUGGUGGUUUUUAUUUCGUGCUCUGUGUCAGUAUGUUAAAAAUAAUUGCGUUAAAAAAAAAGAAAUCAAGUCACGUGCAAAAAAAUCUAAUUAUGAUUUAAAUAAAUUUAAAAAAAAGGAAACAUUUUUUUCUCCAAAAAAUCUACUUUUAUUUUGGGCAGACACUUUCAUUAGCAUUUAAUUUCAAUGGACGGAAACUAUGCGCGAAAACAUAGUUAGUAAAAGGAAUGUUUUUGGGAAAUAGUUUAAAAAGUGAAAGAUAUCUGAAAAUAAUUAGCCUCUGAAAGAAAAGCUGAUUGUAUGAAAAUUUACUGGAAUCUACUGUACAAACGAAGAAUUUCUUUCCGCUUUCAUUCACUGGCUGUGAUGCUGCAUAGAAUGUUCUUCGUAUACGGCCUACAACAAAUCCUUAUAUUCUUUGUUAUUUUCAUUACAAUACCAGAAUCUUACAGUUUACGUGAUGUACGAGUGAAAAUUCCGCAUACUAUACGGCGCGGACAAAAAGCCAUAUUGAAGUGUCUCUAUGACAUUGAGGAUGAUACACUAUAUGCAGUGAAAUGGUAUAAGGGGCGUAGAGAAUUCUAUCGUUAUACGCCCAGCGAAGAGCCUCCAAUGCAAGUUUUCCAAUUUCCUGGCGUACGAGUGGAUCGUUCCACUUCAAAUGAAACACACUUGGUAUUGGAUUCAUCCACUAUGGCUACGGCUGGCAAAUAUAGUUGCGAAGUAUCAGCAGAUGCUCCGUCAUUCCAUACAUUGAUAGCAGCUGGCGAAUUGCAAGUUGUUGAAUUGCCACACCAUCAGCCACUUAUCACUGGCAUUCGGUCACGUUACCAUAACGGUGAUAUAUUGCGCGGCAAUUGUACAUCGCGCCAUUCGAAGCCAGCAGCAAAUCUCACAUGGACAGUGAAUAAUGAAGAGGUGCAGCCUUCCCAUGUCCGCCAUUUUAAAGUACUUCGAGAUUCUAAAAGUGAAAUGCAAACAUCUGUAAUUGCUUUGCAUUUUGUCGUUAAUGAGCAUCACUUUCAAAAGGGAAAAAUGAAGAUCCGCUGCAUAGCGCAAAUUGGCGAUGUUUACUACACAACUACCGAGAAAAUUGUUCUUUGUGCGGCAUAUCAUCAUCACCAUCAUAAUUAUCAUUAUCAACGGUAUGAAAAUGACGAAAAUGAAUUCAAUAACGUCAUAACCAGUAAUAAAGAUUAUGCUGCCGACGUUAACCAGUAUGCUUUGCAAGAUAGAACGUUAGUCGGGCAAAGUACGGGCAGCAGCAAUAACUACAUAAGUCAAGUGCAAGAUUUCUUCUCUCAUUUACUUACCAAUAAUCAAGCAGAAUUAACAGCCUGGUCUACCGCUGGUAAUAUUGAUGAAGCAAAAAGCUGCAGAACUUUGCUAUAUUUAUGGGUUUUUUAUUUCCUAGUAACAUUUUUUCGGUUAACUUAAAUUUAUUCAAAAGUCUAAGAAAUUUUGAUGUCUUUUUCAAAAUAUUGUCUA
Molecule: messenger RNA, 1748 nt
Organism: Glossina fuscipes
Lineage: Eukaryota; Metazoa; Arthropoda; Insecta; Diptera; Glossinidae
Exons: 8
Coding region: 561-1697 (378 amino acids)
Source: RefSeq, a predicted model, not a curated record